AUGAGUGAAAUUGAUGUUUGCAUUGUAGCUAUGCCAGGAUUUAAGUGCAAUUAUCCCGAAAUGAUUGCACUUGGAUUUCUAUUUUGCAUUACUGGCUUAGGUUCAAUAUAUUUCUUAAUUAAAAAUUUGAAAUCUCCAAUCCACAUCAAAGAACGCAAAGUUUUCAAUUCAAAUUCAUUAUUUUGGAUCACAAUGAUGAUAUGGAUGGUUUAUCGAGGCUUAAUAUUAUUAAUUCCUUUCAAUUAUACUUCAUCGACACUUUUAAUUUUCCAAGGAGGCGUAAAUGUCACAUUGGCUUUAAUUCCAAUAUCUCUUCUCGUUCUUCUUACAUGUGAACUACUUUUUUCAUACAGAAAUCCCGGCUACAAGAUUAUUUCAUUUUUCAGAUGCGUUUUUGCCGUUUUCGUUUUUGUUUUCUUAGUUACAGGCGUUGCAAUAUCGUUCAUUCCAACAGAUGAUAACAGUGACUCAGUUUUCGGAAUUUCCUUAUGGAGUGGCUGCACAGACUUACUUAUUCUUGUUUUCGUUGUUAUACCAGCAUAUCUUUUAAUCGACGCCAUUUCUUAUCCAAUUAUUCAACCAGAUGAUAUUCCCUGCGUUAAUCAGUCGAAAUUCGGACUUUCUAUAUUCGGAAUCCUCUUCUUCCUUCGUUCUUUGUACAAUAUAUUACACUACCUCAAACUUAAUCCAAUUUCUACUUGGCUUUCUCAUCAACAGAAUUCUGCCAAUAUUGCCAAGGCCAGAGCUUUCACUGCAUGCUUCACAUUCAUUUUUGAGUACUGCACUGGCAUUCUUGCGAUGAUUGGAUCAAACCUUAUCAGAAAACACGACCUUAAGUUCGCAGAAGAUCCAUUCUAUGCUCGUGGAGCUAGCGAUUCACUUAUUGUCGCUGGAUAG
This is a messenger RNA of Trichomonas vaginalis G3, 897 nucleotides long. RefSeq lists its product as uncharacterized. The coding region runs from base 1 to 897 and encodes 298 amino acids. NCBI's taxonomy places the organism in Eukaryota, Parabasalia, Trichomonadida, Trichomonadidae. The record is from RefSeq and is a predicted model, not a curated record. The transcript has a single exon.